Panthera uncia (snow leopard) is the source of this 841-nucleotide messenger RNA. RefSeq names its product gametocyte specific factor 1 like (gene GTSF1L). Bases 285 to 752 code for a protein of 155 amino acids. The transcript has a single exon. Lineage: Eukaryota; Metazoa; Chordata; Mammalia; Carnivora; Felidae. The record is from RefSeq and is a predicted model, not a curated record.
GGGCUGCUGUGGUGUUCUGGCUCUCGCAUGUGCUUUAUACGGUUCUUCUGUGUAACUCUGCUCUCUGUGCAGCUGCCCCCGACAGUUCCUUGUCCCUUUCCUAACCCACCACUUGUGGUUGCAGAGCACCGGAAACAUGAGUUGUUAAGACCUUGGCCAACAGAGUUCUAAGGGCCAGCUCUGGGCAGAGGACAGCUCCAUCCUCCUUACCAAGGGCUCUUCCAACAGGGGCGUUUCAUUUUGAAUCUGGGAAGUGAGCUACUCUGCCUCAAGAACAAUUUCUCAUGGAGCCAGAAGCCUUAGAAAUUUGCCCUUACAACCCGCACCACCGAGUCCCACUCAGCAGAUUUCAGUACCACCUGGCAUCCUGCAGGAGAAAGAACCCCAAGAAAGCCAAAAAGAUGGCCAGCUGCAAAUACAACGCCUGCCACGUGGUCCCCAUCAAAAAGCUGGAGGAGCACGAGGCUGUCUGUGUCAGCAGAAGCACAAUGGAGGAAGAGGACAGCCUGUGCCCCCUGAAAGUUAGCCUUCCAAGUUCAGAGCAGAGUGGAAAUAUCCCUCCAGAGCACCCCUGGCUCCCCAGUUCUGACGUCUGGAAUGUCGACAGCACUAACUGCCAUCCCACGUUUGUCCUUAAAACUUUUGUUCCCCAAAAGCUUGUUUGCGAAAGUGACAUAAGAGAGCCAGAGAGAGAGAGAGGCCCAUUCCCCAAGACUGACCACCCCCAGAAGACUCUCAGACCAGGAGGAUAAACCACCAGCAGCAGAAAGCAGCGCUUGCCUCUUAAAUGCCGGAAAGGAGAUGCAAUUCCCCAGAAUAAAAGUGCGAAGUGAGCCACCUG